This is a messenger RNA of Rhododendron vialii, 4623 nucleotides long. RefSeq lists its product as uncharacterized. Lineage: Eukaryota; Viridiplantae; Streptophyta; Magnoliopsida; Ericales; Ericaceae. Bases 3210 to 4097 code for a protein of 295 amino acids. The transcript has 2 exons. The record is from RefSeq and is a predicted model, not a curated record.
AUCUGUUGCGAGCCAAACAACUUGUAUCUUUUGUAUCUACCAUCUUCGAUAUCCGAAUAACCGUCGAAUGAUAUUACAAUCGAAGAAACAUACAAACAUCGAUCUUAUGCCUCCGUUGGAGUUCACAUGCUACGUUAAUUAUUACAACCACGAAAAAUAAUCGUGGUACCCAAUAAAUAACAAUAACCACGAAAAAAUUAUCGUGGGAUCCAAUCACACAAAACCAAUAAAAAUCAUGUGACCAUAAUAACUAGGUAAGAACGCUGCAAAACAAGGGUUAGCACAGUUCUACGUUCUACCAUCUAUAACCUAUGGACAACAUAAUAGCCUGUUUAAUCCAUACGUGUGAUUAUAGCCGGCUCUGAUACUACUUUUAGGAAACUGAAUCCCCAAGACCCAGUAAUGACGCGUACAGAUUAGACAACAAAAAUUGUAAAAAGCCAUACAAGGCGGAAUUAGGGUUUUACCACAACUCCCGCGUCACGAACGCUAGUUGAACUUGUUACAACACAUCUUGCUGUAUGCUACGAAUACUGCUUGACCGUACCUUACGAUCUUCUGCCAUAUUCCCUUAUACCUUGAAUCACGUACCCGUUUGUGGAAACCCUACGUGAUUGUUUGUUCUCUCUCUCAGCCCACUUUUCUGAUUUCUCAAAAACGUCUUUCUACCUAGAGAACAAAGCGGUAUAUUUAUAGGGCUAGGGCAAGGACCUAAAGAGAAAUAAAUCUGGGCUCCUUGUGUAAAUAAGAAAUCUUAAUCGCACCAGGAUUUUAUUUUUUAUCACACAAAUUACAAUUCACCCCACUACAGAAUUGUAAUUGCACUUCCGUCCUUAUCUCAAUUAUAUUUCGAGUUCCAUGUUAUUAAAUACUUAUUAAUUUCCGAAUGUUAAGAUUACAGAUACUCGUUGAUUAAAAUAAUUACUAACAAGUCCCUCCAAGAUCAAACUCAUCCGACUGAACGUUAAAGAGCCUGCCGCUUGAAAGCUUAACGACGACAGAUCGAAGAAUCACUAGCCCAUCAUGCAUACCGAUCGGGUGAAAUAGGAAUAGGAUAGGAAUUGGUAGAUGACUAUAGAGCAGGAAUUACCUCCGUAUUUGGUAAAAUUACCUCUAAACCAUGUUUCUCAGAUUGAUCCUGUUUUUGGAGCGCUAUAAAUUCUACGGGUCGAUGGGCAAUUGGGUUUGGCGAGACUGAUGGUGGCCAGCCAGAGUGCAGCCGUCAAUGGGGCCCGUUGGAAGGCGAAGAGAAUCUAUAUAUGCAGAUAUGGCCAAAGACGAAGAUGGCAGUGGGUUGUAGAGUGGUUCUCGUCGGGUGCGGUAGGUGGCUAUCAAUCUGGGCUGCUCGACUGGUGGUGGGCAGUCAUGGCUGGGUUUGCUUCUGGGCGACUAAGGCAGAUGGCGAAUCACUUGUCGGACCAUCCUCUCUCACCUGAGAAUGGGGCUUUCCGUCUCAAUUCAGCAUCAGCGAUUCGUCUUCCAGGUUUUGCAUUCUUCACCAUCUGUGUUCGUUACCCAUCAUCAAACAACCCAAUCCACCGAUUUGGGUUGCUCGUCGGAAACAAUAAGUAUUUGUUAGGAAUUUUUGGCCGUACAGGGUCAGAUUUCUCUCAGGCAACGGCAACCUCGGGUUGCUUGCUAGAUAUGGUGGUGUUUUAUUCGGGCUGGCCCUAGUGAUAUACAGGGUCAGUUCAUCAUUCACAGGUCAGUACACCAAUUGGAAGAAAUCUGUGUUUUGACAGUCUAAAUCGUCUGCAAUAUUAUUCUAACCUGAUUCAUAUUGUGACACUCGAUGGGCAGUCAUCUAUUGGACUGAGAUCGGGUUAAUCUGUUUGGCAGUCAUCUAUCUAGAUCUUAGCUACUGAGUUCCAUAGUUAGUUCCAUUGUUGGACAGAAUUAGUUGCAUCGCUAAUGCUCUUUGUUGAGUUUUUUUACAUUCCUAGUUGUAGGGAGGUAUUCCAGAGCACAUACAAUUAGUUGCCGAACACGUGAUAUUUUGGGAGCACGUGGUAAGUAAGACAGGACUUAUCGCUGGGCAGUAUGGUGAACGGCGAUAUGGACCAAUGAUGUGGGAAGUCUUUAAUCUAUGCAGUCUGUUCGGCUAAUUAAAAGGCCAAUGACAAGAGAAGUCAGUGGUGUAAACUAAACUGUUCGGCAGAUAGAGACAUUAUGAUUACGUUUGGUUCAAGUUACAUGUGAAGUAGCUGAUCCAGGAAAUCUGUUCGGCAACGAGUUGGCCGAACAAGGAAAGAACUCCAGUCGAGUAUUAGAGCAUAGGCAACAUUCUGGAAGAAUCCAGAAUGUGUGGUAUUCCGUUAAGGAAUAAGAUCCCGAGAAUAUAGGAUCUGAGAAAGAUAUCCAAUAAGAGUGGGAUGUUCGGCCAGUAAUGGAAAAGAAUCCCAAAGGGACUCUUUUCUAAUGAGCUGAUAAAGGAAACGAGAAUCCUUGAUAUCCUGGGUUUCCUAUAUGAGUUGGGAAUCCUAUGGCAAUAGGGAUGCUUAGGCGCCAAGCAUACGAAUGUCUAUAUAAACAGAGUAAACCUAGAGGUAAAAGGUACGCAAUACAUUGCUUUCUGAUUGCUUUCCUACUGAUAAUUAGGGUUUGAUUGCUAGUACGUGAUACUAACUUUGGCAUCGGAGGGCCUUUGCCACGAGAGGCAAAGGUGCGCUCACCCCCUGUCUAUUUUGCAGAUUAGGGUUCCGACGACGAAUUAGGGUUCCGGUGAAGAGGUACGAAUAAGUCGUUGCAGUCCAGUUGAUCCGAAGCAUCAAUUGUUUUCAUCCCCCUACAAUUGGCGCCGUCUGUGGGAAACGAACCAACUUUUCUGAAAAGUAAACAUGAUGGAACAAGAUCCAGUUACACCGUUUAGUCCGAAGGACCAGUUGGGUGGGGGAGGAGAUAAAUCUCCACCGGGUGCUCCGAGAAAGCCCACUGGUAGACAUAACGGGGAUAACUCCAGAGAAAAAGGAGAUAAAAUCGCUACUGGCUCCACGAGAAGGAGUAGGUCUCAUCGAAGGGAUGAGUCAGUUACCUAUUCAAAAAGUAUACACAAUGAUAAUGAAGUCCUUGAUAAAAAGAGAAGGGAAAUCGAGGAGUAUGCUCGUUUAAUUAAGAAACGAGAGUAUGAGAUACAGGAGUUGCAGCGGAUACGAGAUCACCCAGAAGAUUCUGGACUUUCUUGAAGGAAUUCCCAGAGGGAUGGACGGACUAUGGUAGUCCAUAAGCAGACCCAUUCACGAAGAAGAAGGAGCAGAAGUCCUGUCAUAGGGCGUUAUGAGGCUUCUCCACGAAAAAGGGGAAGAAGAAGUAAAAGCCGAACACCCGAGAGAAGGGCUUCUUCACGAAAAGGGAGGAGCAGAGACAGAAGUUCCACCCCCGAAAAGGAGGGAACAAGGAAACACCAUCGAGACAGGUACGAGAAACCUGAUGCUGAUUGGGCCAAAGCCACGGCUCACAAGUCGAAGGAGUUCGAGGAUGGGACAGUGACUGCACGAGAAGCAGCACGCAAGGCAUUAAGUAAUAUUGCGGCCUCCCCAUUUGCAAAGAGGCUACAAGAAGCUAGGUUGCUGAGCAGAGUAAAGCACGGUACGUUCGUACUUUACGAGACAAAUACGGAUCCCGUAGCUCACAUCCAGCAUUACCAGCAGGCUAUGUUUAUGCACGAGGGAGAUGAUGCCAUCUUAUGCAAGAUGUUCCCCUCUAGCCUUGGUAAGGUGGCUUUAGCCUGGUUUCAUAAACUGGGCCCGCGAUCCAUAAGAGGAUGGAGGCAGUUGGCCGAGGAAUUCACUACUCGGUUCCUGACGAGCAGAAAGGUCCCAAAGACCUUUGAGAGUCUAUCCACCAUGAAACAGGAGGAGAACGAGCAGAUCAGGGAUUAUGCAAAGAAGUACUGGGAAACUUUCAACGAGAUUGAAAGUUGCAGUGAGGAGUACGCAAUUGCUACCUUCAAGACUGGUUUGCCUGUUCGGGGAGAGUUGCGUCGUUCAUUGAAUAAACAUCCUGUAGCCACACUGGCUAAAUUGAUGGAACGAAUAGAGCAACAUGCUAGAAUGGAGGAAGACAUACUCCGUGAGGAUGGCAGGAUGGUUGCCGAAUAGCCAAAAGCACCUGCCAAAAAGGUGGAUAAGCCAGAGCCCAAGACUUAUAGAGAGAGAAGGAAGUAUGGGCAGGCUAAGAAAGAGCCGUACAAGGAUAAGCAAGCUCCUGACCCUAAAUCUUUCUUUUCCAUCACUACGGUUUGGAAGGAGCCAAUUUAUAGGAUUCUUUAUCGAAUAAAGAAUCAGCCAUAUUUUAAAUGGCCACCAAGUCUAGGCGGAGACAACGAUGCAAAGCGUGCUACGAAUCAGCACUGCAGUUACCAUAAAGAUUGGGGCCAUAUGACCGAGGACUGUGAGAUGUACAAGAGGCACCUUGAUGAUUUGGUCUCUCGGGGCUAUCUCAAGGAAUUUAUCCUGGAGGAUCCUAAAGAGAAAGGGAAAGCUAUGGAGCUGGGUUACGAGCAAAACCCUAAAGGAGUAAUCCAUAUGAUACAUGGGUUGGCCACACCUUAUACGAGAAAUGAGGUUAGGUUGUUGCAAAGGCAAGUUAAGCACGAUCAACAUGUGAUGCGACUGGGAAACAAAA